UGGCUUGGUGUGUUUUCCUCAUACACAAACGCACUCAUUCACACACACCCAUUGACAGACGAGAAGAAGAUGGCAAGUUGCAAGGAUUUUAUCUCGUGAAAAAUGUAAAAUUGUGCACGUUUUUUGUAAUGUUUCGUCCGGAAAAUGAUUGCAAAAGUGAAAUAAAGUGACAGUGCUUGUUGUGCGAUAGAAAUCCCGUUGUUCAAAGUGCGUUUCUGCGGUGUAAUUUGGAAAAGGAAAAAUUUCUGCUGGAGAGGGGGAUUGAAAUUAGUCACCCCCUUGUUGGGCUGGUAGAUCGGUGGAUUGUAGUUAGACAAGCGAACAUCGGAACAAGGAGGAAUCGCAAGCAAAGAGAUUGUCGAAGGAAUUUCUUCUCAUCGUCACCAAAUAAGUGCGGUGCUGGUGGCUGCUGGCUGGGAGCACCAUUGGUUGCCAUUAUUGCUCCAGCAGCAGCUCUUCUCUAGCGCAUUUCAGUGCAAGCAAAGUGGAAGGCGAACACCAAAAAGUGGUGAUCAGUGAAGCGAACGGAGUCGGAGUUGAGUUUGCUCUGGGAAAAUGGCUUACAUCAAUGUGGCCGAAUGGAGCAGCGAUCAGGUCACGGACUGGCUCAAAGGCCUCAGCGAUGCUAUGUACCACUACGUGCAGUCGUUUACCAAUAAUGAAGUCGGCGGCCGGCAGUUACUCAACAUACGGCCCUACGAGCUGGAACAACUGGGGAUGUAUUCAAUCGGCCAUCAGGAGAUAGUUCUGGAAGCUGUGGGAUAUCUAAAGAAUUUUAACUACAACCUGGACAAAGAGAAUCUACAACUGCUUGCGUUGCAUGUAGCUCUCGCGGCGCGAUCCCUGUGCAAACAACUGAAAUACUCAGAUCAAACCAAACUAGAAACGCAGAUAUUGAAAGAUAUUAGCCGUACCGUGCUCCAGGUAAAAUCGUUGAUAAGAUGGCUUGAUCGACCUCCGUUUAGAGGUCAAUGUCAGUUCGAUGAGCUACGGAAGCAGAUAAUCAAGCUCGGUGUCGAAAUGGCAACGAUGGGCAUGCGUGAUCGAUUCUCCGUCAAGCCAGUUGAAACGAUAUCCAACGUGGCUGAUAAACUAGCAAAAGUGGCCGACUACAUCAUUCAGGACGUUUCCGAUCCGAUGGUGUUGCAGCCGGCUUCACUGGAUCUAGUUACGCUGAAGAAGCGAGAAUCUGAUCUUGGGUUUUUUGUUUUGCCUAGUAUGAACGGAAUUCACAGGAUUGAUGAAAUAAAGUUCAACUCACCCGCGCACAACUCUGGCAAGGUGGAAGAAGGCGAUGAAAUUGUACAAAUCAACUACCAAACCGUGGUCGGUUGGGAGUACAAAAAAGUGAUGGGGCAGCUUCAGGAAUCGCCACCUGACGUUCUGCUGACGUUAAAGAAACGACCCAAACACACGAAGAUUUACGGUCAAAUCUACAUCAAACCGUACCGGUUGCCGAGCAAGAAACGAGCUCUGCCAUACCGUUUUGGCGAGAGUCUGCCUAGUCCUCGAACAGAGCUAUUUGCGCUGCAAGAUUUCAGUCUUCCCCUGGCUCGAGUACCGGAGAAGCACGUAUCGUCCGAUUCCGAAUCUGAUGGGAGUGAUAUAUUAACACCAACGGAUGUUAAAAAAUCAGACAAAGAUAUUCGACUGUACAUGCCCAAACCGAGGGCGGUGCUGCAGAGGAGACACACCCUGUCCAACUUCAAAGAUUUGGUCAGUGUUUCGUUUUGGCACGAACGCCAAUCGAAGCUACUUUCGAACGAUCCACAAAGUUUGCGGGACAAAUCGCUUUCGUUUGGAUUUGGUUUGGAAAUGGCUCCCCGACCAACAACCUGCCUGGGAAUGGUUAGCGGUCCCGGCAAUGCCGUCGGAUCCUCCGAACCCGGAAAACUUAAUAGUUUUGCGGGAUUAAAGGGCUCGCUGCCGGAUAUCAUUCCACCGAACGAUCCGCAAAAAUCCGGCGACGAGAAGAGCGAAAACUACAAGCCAGGAAUUUCUAAGGUAGUGCGAUUCGAGUCAAAUAUGAAGUUUGAGGAGUGCCAUGUCGAUACGAAGUACACUUGCAACGUUGAUAAUACAGUGCUGGAAACGUUCGAACCAAUUCCCUAUGCGGACGAAGAACCGCCUGCGCAAAGUGUAAACGAGAGAGUGAAACGAUUCGAAUCGAUCGCCAACAAACAAUGUGCCAACCAUAUUAGCGUUGUUAGUGCAACAACGAGUGCUUCCAGCGAAAGUAGCAAAACACCUGUUAUACUAAAUCAUAAUGAGAAAAGUACGAUCAACGUCGCAACCAAUAGUGUAAAUAGUACCACCAGCACUAGCAGUGUUGCUCCGCUUAGUAGUAGCACACCCGGCCCGAAGCCAGGUAUAAAACCGAUACCCAUGCAAAGGCAAAUCUCGCGAGAAACCGACAUUGCAGAGGCCAUCAACACGGUGCUAAUCAAUCGGGAGAAUGUGAAGCGAGGUCGUCUGGACAAAAGUCACAGCACACCGGCGUACGAUGAUGAUGCAGACAUUCCUCCGGCAAUCGAACCACGCAAGGAACAUCUAUUCAAAGCACCUCCAGUACCACCCCCAAGACCGAAGAAGACCCUCGAAUCAAGCAACAUAAACCUCGUCCCAGAAAAACCACCUCCACCAUCGCCAGCGCUGUUGGCAGCUGCUUUAUCCGCUCCAUCCACUCCAGCAGAUUUGGGAUUCAUCAGUCCUCAACAAGCUGCCACCUCCAGUACUGAUCACGGCGAAGACAACAACAAAUCCAAACUGGCCAACUUGGUGGAUCUUAAAAAUCGAGACACGAACUCGCACGUAGACAACCCUCCCAGUCCAUUCAUCCUGGCACCGCCACCAAAACCAGCGGAACGGAUUGUUGCCCCUCCCAGAAAAGUGCCAGUGGCGAAGCACUUCUUAGAAGGGCCACUCGAAACUCCAUCGGAAUUGUUCACGCCUAACAAAACGAAAAGUUUGACGCUGAAGAAGAAAAACUCCAUCCUAUCGAAGAGACGGAAUGUUUCUCUGAAAACACUUUGCGUUAGUGACAUACAGGGCCACUUGUAUCGUCGGACAAAGGAUCGGAGUGGACUGGCGUAUUGGGCCAAGUACUACUUUGUGCUUAUUGAAACUACACUCUACGGUUUCAAAUCCAAGGACUCGCACAAAGCCAAUAGUAUGAUAUUCCUUUCUGGCUUUACGAUUUCAUUGGCGAAGGAAGUUCAUUCGAAGCCGUACGCAUUCAAGGUAUAUCACCCGAACAAGACGUUCUACUUCGCGGCUGAAACUCAGGAAGCUCUUGGUCAAUGGAUGGAAUAUAUCAAGCAGGCUACACUGAAGGGUAAUAAUGCUGCUCCGGGCAGCGGGUCGGCAGACCACAGUGUGAAGGAACUGUUUUCGGAAACCGAUAGCUCAGAAGACGAAUUCAGUCUAAUGGACAGUCAAACCAAACUCAAUCUCUUGUGCACUCCGUCACCGCAAUUGGCGUCUUCCUUCAGAAAUACGGAUAAUCAUUCAACGCAUAGCGAUACCAAUCACAGUAGCACCCCAACAUCCUCGAAACAGGAAAAGUACCAUCUAAAUUUUGGAUCGUUGAAGAAGUUUACCAAAAGCUAUCCUUUCAAUUCUGACGGAAAUGGAUCGAGCGGUAGUGGCAGCAGUGAAAGCAGAUUUUUUGGGUUCUUCAGCUCCAGCAAGAAUGUGGAAAAAUCCAAUUCCAGUGAAAUGCCAGUUCCCACAUCUCAGUUUCGGAGCUAUCGAAAGGUACCGGCCAACAGUGCUGUACAUAACAGCACCAUAAGCCCAGUUUCGGCUGAAGUUAUGCCAUCUGUAGCUCAUGACCAAAUCAAAUCGGCAAGCAAUUUGUCCCUGGCAUCGAUCAGCACCACUCAAUUCAAUGUUCCUCCGGUCGUUCAUGCUCACCGAGCACCCACCCCUCCUCCGGUAGAAGAAAAACCCCAACCUGUGAUAGUGGAACCGCCGCCGUCGGAACCAUCAACCCCGAUUCCUUGCGAAACCGACGAGUUGCUGAAUCGCGCAAAGAAAACCAAGCGAAUCUCGCCACACAACUUUAUCCAUGCUUCCAAUCCCAAUCUGGUGGAAUUUGAUUUCCAAACGUCCAAGCACAUCAUGCAAUCAGUUACCAAUUGGGAUCCCAACCCAUCACAUAGUAAUCAUCAUACAAUGAUUACCUUAAAAGAAUUGAUGCUACAAAAGCAAGCAGAAGAAGCACAGGAUAUGUACAAUAAGCGUGUUUGCUUAGGCGUAGAGAAAUUGGACGAUCGGAGCUUGAAGAAAACGCUUUCGAAACAAACCGAAAUCAAACCGGAAAAUACUGCUGCUCACGUUCCGGAGGCGGUCAACAAAAUUCAAAAACGGCGGCUUCCGAUUACUCCUGAUUAUGCUCAAAGCUUCAAAUUAGACGACGAAGACAUCCUCUAUACCAGGAGCAAAGAGGGCCAAAAGCUGCGCGAUUUUGGAUAUGAACUCAUUUCAGGCGAUGACACGUUUGACUUGAAAAAUUCAAUGGCAACCUCUAUGUCUAGCACAAGCAAUCAUCACGACAGCAAACGCAAUGAUAGCAGUGGCUCAAUCAAAAAGAAAACCCGUAACUGGAUCAACUCGGAACGACGUAACGAAGAGUCUUCCUCUUCAGAUCGUUCUUUGCGCGACAGUUUCAAAAAAUCCAAAAACAAGGUUGUAAUGCUGGACAACAUCAAGGCAAGCAGCGAGAAACUGUUCCAGUUCAAACACAGCAGCAAUAACGAUAAGGAAUCGUUGAAAACCAAACACAUGGACAAAACGACUCCAUCGCUCAAUGUGAACCUGAAGCAAUCGGGACCUUUUGGCAGUCUCGGCAAAAACCAUCCUGGAACACCUCAACUCGAACAGUCGACUAUAUUCAGCUCAACCACCACAUCCGGUGGCUACAUUACGUCUAGCCAUGUUCUCCCUGGCGGAGGCCCGAGCAGCUCAUCUAUAACGAGCUACAUUCCCGGUGGAAUCAAAAAGUCCAACACGUGCAAUAGUUCCUCGGACUUUAAGGAAAAUUCCAAGGUGCAAAAUCUGAGGAAGAACUCCGCUCCCGAGCGUACGGCAUCCUACUUUACGAAACUCUCGUUCAGUAGCUCUUCCGGCAAGACGCCCAAGGAAAAGAAACUGCUGGGAUCGCCGGGAUUGCACAGGGCGUUCUUCGGGAAGAAUCAACAACAGCCCACUGUCAUAGACCACGAAAUUUUCUCCCCCAUCACAUUUACCAAGCAAAGCAAUAUCCCAUCCGACAGCAGCAUGCAGUCCAGUUCCACCAUGACCAGCACGAUAACGAUCGGGAACGUCCAAUCGACGGCAACGACCACCUCGGUGCUGACCAGUAACCUGUCCAAUCGAGCCUCCCCAGACUACCCAAACAUGGAGUAUCCGCCGGUGUUUGAACCGGAAACUUACUCGCUCAGUGAUCCGACCACGACCCUCCUGAAGCGCCGUCAAAAUCACCACCCAAAAUGACGACCGAUAAGGUUAGCUACGGUUCGGGAGCACGAGUGCGGAUGAAGAAUGUAAGCGAAAAUGACUCUCCGUGAUUCUUAGCGAUUAGUCUGAAAUGAUAUUAUGUAUUCUUAUGGGAUAAAUACUAAUCCGUGUAGAUUAAGAAUGUUAUACAAUUCCAAUUAAUCGGAAGGUGCUGUAAACGUUGUUUUAUAAUGAUUUUUCCAGAAAUGAUUUUUAAAGACUAGUAGGGUUUGUAAUCAAAUCAAUUAUUUAUUAUUGGAAGUGAUUUAUUGUGCAUGGAAAAAAUAUAACUUUAUCAAACGCAUACAAUACGGCAAUUGUGAUCCUAUUAUAUAAUUACUACUUUUCAAUACUUAGCGUAAUAUUUAAUAAAAAAAAGUUUAUUUCAUAGAUUUAUAAAAGAAAAUCGAUUUCAUACUAUGCAGAUUUGAUUACAAAGCUCCAUUACUGAACAACUUAUUACUACCUACUUAUCGUAACCAGCAAACUCGAACCAGUUCAAGAUAUUGUAGCGUAAAAACAUAAAGAAAAUUUAAAGCUUUGAAAACAUUCCUUGAGACCCUGAAUACGAACGAAUUGUGUUGUAGUGUUUAGUGUUUGAAGAGCUAUCCUAAAAAAGCUGUAUGCUGGUGUAAUUAAUUCUUAUGGUAGUAGUAGUGUGAAAAUAGUGCCUUACAAGAGUUUGAUUUACGGUCAAUAAACAGUCGGAUGAAUGUUACAGUUUUCCCAAGAAUAAUCAAA
Molecule: messenger RNA, 6240 nt
Organism: Aedes aegypti (yellow fever mosquito)
Lineage: Eukaryota; Metazoa; Arthropoda; Insecta; Diptera; Culicidae
Gene: cnk
Exons: 10
Coding region: 556-5496 (1646 amino acids)
Molecular function (GO): protein binding
Source: RefSeq, a predicted model, not a curated record